Molecule: messenger RNA, 1788 nt
Organism: Rhizophagus irregularis DAOM 181602=DAOM 197198
Lineage: Eukaryota; Fungi; Glomeromycota; Glomeromycetes; Glomerales; Glomeraceae
Source: RefSeq, a predicted model, not a curated record
AUGGCUUUUCAAUUAUAUCUAAGGGCUGCAAAUAAUGGAAAUGAUGAUGCGCUAUAUGAACUAAGUUUAUUAUACGAAUCAGGAGCUGUCUCUUAUACACAUCUAGAUGUGUAUAAGAGACAGCUAUAUGAAUUAAGUUUAUUAUACGAAUCAGGAGAGGGGGUUGAUAAAAAUGAAAAAAAGGCAUUUAAAUUAAUUAAGGAAUUGGCCGAAAAAGACCAUGUAAAUGCUAUGUUUAUACUUGGAAAUUACUAUAAAAAAGGAACCGGCACUGAAAUGGAUAAAAAGAUGGCCUUUCAAUCAUAUAAAAAGGCUGCAGAAAAUGGAAACGAUGAUGCGCUAUAUGAAUUAAACCAUAUAAACGCCAUUUUUCAACUUGGAUAUUAUUAUGACGAAGGCAUUGGUACUAAUCCUGAUGAAAAUGAGGCCUUUCGAUUAUAUAAACUAGCCGCGGAUAAAGGAAAUAAUGAUGCGAAGUGUAAAUUAUUAUUUCUUGAAUUGAUAGAAGAAAAUUCAGAUGUUCAAUUUCUGUCCGGAUAUUACUUUGAAGAAGGAAUUGGCACUAAAAAAGAUAAAAAUAUGGCUUUUCAAUUAUACGAAAAGGCUGCAAAAAAUAGAAACGAUGAUGCGCUGUGUAAAUUAGGUUUAUUAUACGAAACAGGAGAGGGGAUUAAUAAAAAUGAAAAAAAGGCAUUUCAAUUAAUUAAGGAAUUGGCCGAAAAAGACCAUGUAAAUGCCAUGUUUAUACUUGGAGAUUACUAUAAAAAAGGAAUUGGCACUAAAAAAGAUAAACAUAGGGCCUUUCAAUUAUAUAAAGAGGCUGCAGAAUAUGGAAACAAUGAUGCGCUAUAUGAACUAAGUUUAUUAUAUGAAUCAGGAGAGGGGGUUAAUAAAAAUGAAGAAAUGGCAUUUAAAUUAAUUAAAAAAUUGGCCGAAGAGGAUUAUAUAAAGGCCUUUUCGAAACUUGAAUGGUAUUAUUACAAAGGAAUUGGCACAGAAAUCAAUACAAAAAAAGCGAUUGAACUACCUUUUAAAUAUUAUAAAGGGUCAGCAAAAAAAGGACAUUCAAAAGCUCAGUUUAAACUUGGAAUGUGUUACAAUUUUGGAAUUGGUACUAAGAUACAUAAAAAGAAAGCAUUUCAUUUAUACACAAAAUCUACAAUAUCUGCAAAAGAAGGCCAUAAUGUUGCACAAUAUGAAUUAAGUAUAUUAUACGAGACAGGAGAAGGAGUUAAUAAAGAUGAAAAAAAAUCUUUUGAAAUAAUUGAAGAAUUAGCUAAUAAGGGAGAUGUAAGUGCUCAACAUAGACUUGGUUACUAUUAUGAAAAAGGAAUUGGGACUGAUGUAAAUAUAUUAAAAGCACUUGAAUUAUAUCAUACGGCUGCAGAAAACGGAAUCACAGAGGCUAUAAAAAGUUCAUCUAGUUUACUAUUUAAAUUAGGAGAAAAAAUUAUAAAAGGUGAGACUAAAGCAUUUGAAAUAGUUGAAUUAUAUCAAACAGCUAAGGAUAAUGGAAAUUUAAAGGCUAUAAUGAGUUUAGAAAGGUUACUGUAUGAAUUAGGAGAUAAGAGGAAGGCAUUUGAUAUAGUCAAAGAAUUGGCUGAUAAGGGAUAUGCAAAUGCUCAACAUAGACUUGGAUACUAUUAUGAAAAAGGAAUUGGGACACAUAUUAAUAUACUAAAAGCACGUGAGUUAUAUACAAUGGCUGUAAUUAACGAAAAUGUAGAGGCUUUAAAAAGUUUAAAUGAUCUAAUAUCAAAUCACGCGAUAUAUAAUGAAUUACGCUAA